GCCUGAUGUCAGGCGGAGUGCGUGGUCGCGUCGGUGCGUCAGUUCCUGUUUGAAGGAUCGUGCCUGAACAGAUUGGGGCCCUGAGCUGUCGAGCGAGAUGGGACGCGGAGCUUGGCGGCGGCGAGCCGACAGGGAGACAAUACGGUAGAGGCUCCGGAACAGAGUGUCCUUUCAACUGUACGACUGCGACGCGCGGCGGAAAGUGAAAAGGCGAAGGAACGGCGGUGGCUACUGCCUCCGGAUCCGGCCUCUCUUCAACACCCUGAGAGUUGUGUACUCAUUGAGCUGAGUAACUUUUAUGCAUGGCUGAAUCUAUGUGGAGGAUGUGGGGUAUGUGAAAUAUUUGGAGUACAAUAUUUUGGUUCAGUGUGUGGUGGCGAUGGCUGAGCAGGUAGAGAAGGAAGAAAUAAUCAAAGUUUCCAUGUUCCAGGGAGAUUCCCACAGUGUAUGGAGAGCCCCUCGCAAUACACCAGUCAUCACCAUCUCUGACGAUUCUGACUCGGAUGAUGAACCAUCAGUUGUGUCUAUCGAGAAUAAACUGACAGAAGAUCAAGAUGUUGUACUAAUUGAGACACCAGUGAGACAAAUUCGACCUCCUAUCAUCAUCCAGCCUGCAUCCGAAUGGCAAAAAGUUCAACAGGGAGAUCAACCAACGGAAAACCAGGGAGCUAAUGGAAACGUCCAUGAGGAGAGGAACUGUAUCAUCGUGACUCAACAUAAUCAACAUAAACUUGUGUCAGAUAUUGGGGCUCGGGUAGAACCAGUUGAAGCCCAUCCUCAGCCAGCCAAGAAUGUGGAGGCUGUCCCAGCUGCAGAGCAUUGCCUUGAGCAAAGGAAUGAGGAACAAAAUUGGGUGGAUCCUGGAGCAGCUGCCGGUCCCAGUGAACCUCCAACUGGGCAAGCAAAUGAAAUAGAACUACUGGACACUCCAGUUUGUUCAGCAACAAAGACAGUGGGAGCAGAGCAGGAAGAAGCACAAGUGAAUCUGGUGACGGAGCAAGAUCCUGUAUUACCUCAGCCAGAUGUGGUACAGGAAGCUCUCAGAGAUGAGAUUCAGCCAAUUAAUAAUCAAAUUGUGCAAGAACAGCAGAGGGAAGACUCACUAGAUAAUAUAAUAAUGGACUUGGAAAAUCUUGAGGAUGCUACUGGAGAAGGCAACGAACUCUUAAAGUCACUAGUGAAAGAAACAGUGAAUCUGUUUCCUGAAAUAGAAGAACAAUUUGUUGAAGAGCUGAUUACAACACAUGAAAUCUGGGAUUUAAAUGUCUUGUGCAACCAUCUCCUAGAAAAUCCUGAUUAUCCGAAGAAAAGUUUAAUUUUCACACACAACAGCAGUUUGCUUGAAAGUAAUGAAGAGAAACCCAAGAUCGAUUUCUUUGACUUUUCAAAGCUUGCACCUGUGAACCAGCAAUGUUUUCUUCAGGCUUCUGACCUCCUCAUGGCAGAUUUCAAAAUGCUCAACAGUCAAGACAUCAAAUGGGCUUUACAUGAGCUCAAGGGACACUAUGCAAUCACCCGCAAGGCCUUAUCAGAUGCCAUUAAACAAUGGCAAGAAAACUCACCACAAUCCAGUCAGAAAAAGACCAGACGAAAAGAAAUGAGCUCGUCUAAUUCAAUCAGUUUCAAAUUUGAACAAGGUGCCUUUAAAAGAGAGAGACAGAUGCGCUUUCUGGAAAACAAAAGACGACACUGGAGAUCAUAUGACCGGGAUGGCCUUCAUCCACUAGUGCGACAAGAGCUGGAGUUUUUCCAUCAGAGGAUGAAAGAGAUGGAAGAGUAUGCAGAUUUUCAAUUUGCUAUGCAAAUGAAUGAAGAACAAUAUCAGAAGGAUGGACAGCUGAUUGAAUGUGGCUGCUGUUAUGGGGAAUUUGCCUUUGAGGAGUUGACACAAUGCAGUGAUGGUCAUCUCUUUUGUAAAGAAUGCCUCGUGAGAUAUGCACAGGAAGCUGUGUUUGGAGCUGGCAAGUCCCAGCUGAGCUGUAUGGAUAGCUGCUGUACCUGCACGUUCCUCAAUGGUGAGCUGGAGAAAGUAUUGCCAGAGAACAUACUAUGCAAAUACUAUGAACGUCAAGCAGAGGAGGCGAUUGCUACAGCCUGUGCUGAUGAACUUGUACGAUGUCCAUUCUGCAACUUCCCAGCACUACUGGACAAAGAAAUAAAUAUGUUCAGCUGUCCCAACCCUCGCUGUCGAAAGGAAAGUUGCAGAAAGUGUCAGGUGUUAUGGAAAGACCAUGCUGGGCUGUCGUGUGAUCAGGUGGUCGAGAAAGAUGAAAUCAAGUUCAGGACUUCAUUCGAAGAGAAAAUGACAGCAGCAGCGAUCAGGAAAUGUCACAAAUGUACAAUGGGUCUCAUAAAAUCAGAAGGAUGCAACAGGAUGUCUUGUCGUUGUGGGGCCCAGAUCUGCUACCUCUGCCGAGCUCCAAUAAAUGGCUAUGACCAUUUUUGCCAACACCCACGGUCACCAGGUGCACCUUGUCGUUUGUGCAAGAGAUGCUCUUUGUGGACAGAUCCUAAGUUAUCAGCACCCACUCUUGCAAGCUGGUUUCCUCAGGUCUAUGCUGGCACCCAACUGAGUUUCUCCAUCAUUCCCAUGUCCCCUCCUUUUCCUUGCAGCCCUGCAAUGUAUUCUUAUUCUCAUGUGUCCAUCAAUGCCCAGAAGAAAUUGACAGUGGCCUAAAAAUCCACCUGCCUUGGGAUGUGGGAAGAAGCCGUAGAACCUGGCAGAAACCGAUAUGCUUAUGUGGGGAACAUGCGAACUCCAAGCAGACAGCACGCAAGUUCAGAAUCAAAUUCCGCUCUUUGGGGCUGUGAGGCAGCAGUGCUAAGUGCUACGCCAUGUGACCCCGUGACAUAUGUACUUGUACCACGUUUGUGUUCAUCUUUUCAUUGAAAACGCAGAUUCGUUUUGACACCGAAAACCAACAGAGUUUACCAUAUUUGGUCUCUGAUUGCUAAUUGCUGCAGGUGUCUUGGCAUUUUGCCAAUCUGCAACAGGUAGUCAACGUUAGGUGAUGUAUGCAAUGUGCUUUCAUUUGGGGAUGAUGAUGAUAGUAGCUCUAAUAAUUGAAUAUUGCCUUUUUGGACCAGUUUUAAAUUUCUGGGGUUCAAAACGGCAGGACAAAUGAAAAGUUCAUAUGCUUUGACAGGUGGUCCUACAAGACCAUCCCAGGCUGGAAGAUUACAAGAAAGAUUUCAAAUAAUUUCCAGGUAAAUCAUAUGUUCUAGGCAAUGGACCCAAUUACAAUAUUGUGGCCAACUCUUCCUCUCUCAAUUUUUUUUUACCAUUAAUCUUGGACACACAAUUUGUUUAUACAUUUACUCAGCUAGACUAUGCCAUCAGUAUGUGAUUUCUAAUUUCAAGGGUACCAUAAGCAUGGGAACAAUAUCACUUGUUGGUUCCUCUGCAAUCACAGACCAUCCUAACAUGGAAAUAUGUCACUGUUCCUUCACCAUCACUGGGUUUAAAUCCUGGAAAUCACUAGUUAAUACCUAUUAUUAUAGGGAUGCUUUCAUAAGAAAGACUGGUGCUUCAAAAGGGUAGCUCACUAAAGGCAGGCAUUGGCAACAAAUCCCAAAUUUGUCAGCAGCAUUUGCAUUCCCAAAAACUAAAAUCUUUUUAUAAAAGAAGAUUGGGUUGCAGAUAAUAUGAAACGAGAGAAAUAUUUCCCUGGAAAGUAAACUACCUGUGAACAAUAACAGUGCAUCACAAUGUUUUGUAAAGAACUUUUAAAAACUCUGCAGCUGAAAUGUAUUACAAGAUUUGUGUAGUCUAAUAGGUUUUUUAACUGCUUGAUUUCCUUCAUCUUCCCAGAAUAGACAGAUUGUGGAGAUACCAAAUUAACUUUUAGAAGGUGUUUUAUUAUUCUUUAGGGAAUUGCUGCAAUUCUCCAAAAAAAUCUAUUAAUGAUCAGAUCUUAUUAUUUUAAACCAAGAGUGCCUAUAAAUAUAACUUAGUCUAAAUUUCAGUCAGCUUUCAAAGAAUGUAGCUUUAAAGGUGUAAACAAGAAUCUCAAUUUGUUAAACCAAACCAAAAACAGACCCAGAGGCCCAGUCAAGAUGGGUUUUUGCUGUGAUAUUCCCUAAAGCCAAAAACCUGGCAGUGUUUGCAGAGUAGAUGAUAAGAUAAAUGUGAAGAAUGAUUAUUUGGGCAAAGAUAGAACAAGGGAGACUGACCAAGAAUACAUUGAAAUAUUCAAAUCAUAUGUCCAAAGUGAAAGUCUCUGGUAAUGAAAUGGAUGUUAUUUGUGCUGCUACCUAAUUUUAAGCAAGAAAAUGCAACAUAGCCUUGUGUACCUGUGUUGAAGGUAUAUCUGUACUAACACAAGGUAAAUAGGAAUGUCCCAAGAGACCUUCUUUAAAUAUCAACAAUUAUAAUGGUGUCAAUUCAACCUAUUUUUGUUUGAUGUUUUCAGUAAGAGUAAAUGACACUGCAAUAGCUUUGGAAACCUGAUGGUCAUUUUAAAAUUCCAUUGUAAAAUCCCUCAAUGCAAAACUAAUUCACUUUCUGAUGACUUACAGUGCCACCUUGAUUAAUGCGGGUUAUUAUUGCUAUACUUACUUGUUUGAACAAUUUGCCUGAAAUCCUACCCUGAAACAGUUUAAUCCUGCACAACAAUAUCAAAUUCUCCUUAUCUUUUUAUUUCUUGUGAGGUAGAGAUUCCUUUGAUUAAUCAUUUUAUGUUUGUUUUGCUACAGAUGAAACUGUGUGGAUGCAGGUUACAUUGACAAAGCUUUAUAUGAUUUGUCAACAAAUAAUUAUAACAAUGUAGGAGAAUCCUGAUGGUUAGGUAUUUAAAUAAAAAAAACCUGCUAUGCUGCCAUACCCUCACCUAGCUGUCAGUUUUUAAAAAAAAAGUUAUCAAGUAAACGCACUCUUGAAUAAAUCAGAGCAUGUUAGUAUAUGAACUGAAUGGUAUGUUUCUUUCCUCAGACAAACUGCUUGAUGAUUGCAGUUAUGCAUUGAUUUAAAGAGAGACAUGAUUGCUGGGAAUAAUGCUCUUGUAUAUCAGAUUUGAUCUGAAGAAAGCCAAUAACCAUACAAAAUCUUAGAUUAAAAAUAGGAGGGAGGAAUUGUGAAGACUGGCAAUGGAUUGGAUGUGCCACUCAAAAUUUGGAUACAAGUCGAGUAGUGUGCCAGCUUUUAUAACCAUCUCAUUCAACUGUCCGUAGCUAGUGUGCGUAACUGCUUAAGCAACUGGAGCAGGAGACUUAAGUAUUUGGAGAGGGAACAUUACUAAGUUUCUUCUGUUGAUAUUGCAAAAAAACUGAUUCAGAAACUAUGUAAAAUGAUAUCCUUGGUGAAAGCAUUCAUGGCUCUGGGAAAUGGCAAACAAGCAGCUUUGUUGAUCCAAAUUGCAUUGCAUUGACCUUGUAUCCUAUCAACAAUAGAUGAAUUAAAAUAUAAAAUACAUGGUC
This is a messenger RNA of Pristis pectinata (smalltooth sawfish), 5415 nucleotides long. RefSeq names its product ring finger protein 216 (gene rnf216). The coding region runs from base 380 to 2677 and encodes 765 amino acids. The transcript has 17 exons. The record is from RefSeq and is a predicted model, not a curated record. NCBI's taxonomy places the organism in Eukaryota, Metazoa, Chordata, Chondrichthyes, Rhinopristiformes, Pristidae. Gene Ontology annotation, molecular function: zinc ion binding.